GUACGUUUUAAAAUCUAAUUUUCACUAGUGAAAAUGGUCAUUUCUGAUAUCAUGAAUUCCUUUUCGGAUAUGCGCAUAAUAAUAAAGAAUGCUCAUAAAUAUUCAAAUAAGUGUUUUUAAGCCUCAAUCCAGUUCAUUGGCUAGCAGAGUUGCUUGCAAUGCAGUUAGGCUGGAAAUGGCGAACGAGGUUUUAAGACAAAUUGAAAGGCAUUGUUUUGCCAUUGAAAGAGCAUACCAUCAUGGUUUUUGUGGUCCAAGACAUUUACAUGCAAUGGAUGCAUGUAUAAGAAAUGUAUCAAGAGUGGCCAAUCAAUUAAGACCAGAGACUGUGGAUGAACUGAAAGACUCUUUGGUCCACCUAAAAGGGAUUUUGCUGGUGCAAUUUGAACAGCAAGACCAGGCCUACUUUGCUGGGCGAAUAUAUUCAGGUGUACGUGGAAGACCUAAAAUGAAUAUAUCCAAACAGCAAAUUGAGUUUCUUAUGAAACAGGGACACACCAUUAAACAGAUGGCAAAGAUGCUGUGCUGCUCUUCUUCAUAUCUGUACAGAAAAACAAAAUCAUUUGGAAUCCCUACACGAAAACUACAAGGACAAGUGAUGGAUGCGGAGCUCAUAGAGCAAGUCAGAAGACUUCACAGUCUCUAUCCCAAUACGGGUAGUGAGAUCAUGAGGGGACUGCUUCGUGCUGAUGGGUUGUUUGUCCAGCGACGUAGGGUCCGUGAAACCCUAACACAAAUAGAUCCAGCUGCGGCUGCACGCAGGUGGAGUAGUGCCAUUGCCAGGAGAGUUUACCAUGUGCCUCAUCCCAACAGUCUAUGGCACAUAGAUGGAAAUAUGCGGCUAAUUAGGUGGGGUUUUGUUGUACACGGAGCCAUUGAUGGGAAAUCCCGCCUCAUAACCUACUUGACCUGCAACACAAACAACCGUGCCUCCACUGUGCUGACCCAGUUUGUGAAGGCAACAUGUCUUUAUGGUCUUCCUUCUCGAGUACGAUCUGACCAUGGUGGGGAAAAUUCGCUAAUCGCCCUCUUCAUGAAUCUUGUGCAAGGUGUGGAACGGAGAAGUCACAUUACAGGAGAAUCUGUUCAUAAUCAGCGCAUUGAGCGGCUCUGGAGAGAUGUUUUCCUGCAUGUGCUCCAGUCUUUCUACAACUUAUUUUACACUCUAGAGGAUUCUGAGCUCCUUGAUCCAGCUGAUGAUGUUCACAAGACCUCCCUGCAAAUUGUUUUCCUGCCGGAAAUUCAGAAGAGUCUGGAUCAGUUCAGAAAUGGUUGGAAUCACCACAAAAUAAGAACAGAGAACAACAAAACACCUGUCCAAAUAUGGACCGCAGGAAUUCUUACCAACAUGGAAACAAACUGCAGAGCCAUCAACAACGUUUUUGGUGAGGAUCCCUAUAGCACACAAACUCUAGAAGAUGCGUUGGCACAACAUGGCAUAAACAACUUUCCUGUGUACGACGAUGAUGUUCAUUUUCCAGCUGUAGUCCUGGAGGAACCCAGAAUCAAUCUGAGCCACCAGCAUCAGCAAAACAUCAUGCGGACAAUUGAAGCCAUCCCAGAUGUGACCGCUAAGUAUCAGACCUGCUGCAGAGAAAUUGCAGAUACAUUACAGAAUGCCUGAAAUCAACUUGAUAAAGCAUGUUUGUUGUCCAUAUUACACUCCACUGUGUUUGAAAUUAUGUGUUCAAAAUAACAUUUGGAGAAAUAAAUGUGGAAGUUAGGAUUUCUUAGUGAAGAGAAUAAAAAAGUCCCCGUACAUCUCUUUAAAUCUGCUGUCUUUAAUUAAACAGUUAUUUUACUUUCAUACUUGUAAAUAUUUUAUGUUUAGAUGUUUUAGGCUUGUGAUGGUGAAAUUAAGAAUACUCUAAUUUGGCAAGGUGAGAGCCACAAAAUAACAAUGUACUAAUCGUGCUCAAAUAGCUUAACUCUUUCCCCGCCAUUGACAAGUUAUGUCGUCAUUUAAAAAUCAACCGUUCCCUGCCAAAGACGAGUUAUUACGGCAAUCGGUGUUUGUAAUGUUGUACAGCAGGUGGCGUUGUUACACACCUUUGGAAAAAGUACAGAAUCUCUGAACCUAGAACGCACAUAUUUUAUCUGUUUUUAUCCUUGUUCUGAGUCUAAUCAUGGUGUAGUCUUUGACUACAAUUUUUUUAUUAUCUCGGCUGUUUAAUAAAAGUGAUGCAUUUUUGAAGAAACCUGCCCACAUAUA
Messenger RNA from Triplophysa rosa, 2212 nucleotides. RefSeq lists its product as uncharacterized. NCBI's taxonomy places the organism in Eukaryota, Metazoa, Chordata, Actinopteri, Cypriniformes, Nemacheilidae. The record is from RefSeq and is a predicted model, not a curated record. Gene Ontology annotation, molecular function: nucleic acid binding. Gene Ontology annotation, biological process: DNA integration. The coding region runs from base 89 to 1624 and encodes 511 amino acids. The transcript has 4 exons.